GUAAAAGGGAGUGGGGGGAGAUAAAGCUCACUCUGCGUUUCUCUGGAAGUUUGUGAUGCCCUGCACUUCAGAACAGACCAUUACCUGGACUUUCAGAUAUGCAGCUCUGCUUCUGGCCAGGGGGUCCAUGUGGUUUGGCCCUUCUGGCAUUUCUGUCUCAUUGUUCUGUCUCAUGUUUGGAAAGACGCUAUCACAUUGCAGCUAUUAAUAUUGACUGGGAUUACACGUCUGAUGUACAGCAAGGGGCUAUACCAACAUAUAGAAAAAUUGUAUACAGGGAGUAUGAUGCAGGAUUUACAAAGGCUAAAGCACAACCCUUGUCCUCAGGGCUACUUGGGCCAACGUUGCGUGGACAAGAGGGCGACACAAUUGUUGUUACAUUUAGGAACAUGGCCGAUCGUCCUUGCAGCAUCCACCCACACGGCAUUGCUUACGGAAAGCAGUCAGAGGGAGCUUUAUACUUUGACAACACUUCACUGUAUGAGAAAGAGGAUGAUGUCAUUUUGCCUGGAAAAGAGCACACGUACUAUUGGGAGGUAACAUCUGAGGUGGCUCCUCUGGCUGCGGACCCCCCAUGCAUCACCUACACGUAUCUCUCCCACAUAGACAUCGUCAAAGACUUCAACACAGGGUUGAUUGGAACAAUGCUGAUCUGCAAGAAAGGUGCGCUAGAUGACUCUGGAAAUCAGACUCAUUUCCAUCAGGAGGCUGUGCUGUUGUUUGGUGUGUUUGAUGAAAACAAGAGCUGGUACAGCACUGGCGGCCCUCCACAAGCACAGAACGUGAAAUACACCAUCAAUGGCUAUACAAAUGGAUCUGUACCUGAUCUUGGCAUCUGUGCUCACUCUAAAGUCAGCUGGCACCUGCUGGGUAUGAGUUCAGAGCCAGAGCUCUUCUCUGUGCACUUCAAUGGUCAAGUUCUUUUGCAAUAUGGACACAAAACCUCAGCCGUUGGCAUUAUUAGUGGCACUGCCACUAGUGCCAGUAUGAAUGCUGUCCACCCCGGCCGCUGGCUUUUCUCCUCUUACAUUAGCAAGCACUUGGAAGCUGGUUUGCACGGUUACCUGAAUAUUACGACAUGUGAGAAGUUCCCAGCACCUAAAAGAAGGUUAACCAUCCAAGAGAGGGCGGAAAGUCAAGAGUGGACUUAUUUUAUAGCAGCAGAAGAGAUCAUCUGGGAUUAUGCACCGAAUAUGCCAGAAAACAUGGACGGGGAUUUCCGCUUGAAAUAUUUAAAGCAGGGACCUCAUCGCAUAGGUAAAAAAUACAAAAAAGCUGUGUUUACACAGUACAAAGACGGCACAUUUAAAGAAAGAGCAGAAGAUAAGAAAAGAAAAAAGGAACUUGGCAUUCUGGGCCCUGUGAUAAGAGCACAAAUCAGAGAUGUCAUAAAGAUUGUCUUUAAAAAUAAAGCAUCGCGUCCAUAUAGCAUCUAUCCUCAUGGACUGACCAUUGAUAAAUCAGCAGAAGGAGCCAGUUAUCCGGAGGGAGGGAACCAGACGCAUGGCAUCCAGCCUGGAGAGACCUACACAUAUGUAUGGAAUGUGGGGGAGGAGGAUGUGCCAACAGAUAGUGACUCAAGGUGUCUUACAAGGAUGUACCACAGUGCAGUCGAUACACCUAGAGACAUUGCUUCUGGUCUUGUAGGUCCUCUGCUGAUAUGUAAGAGUCAGUCUCUCAACAAAAAGAAUGUCCAGCUAAAAGCAGACAAAGAACAACAUGCCAUGUUUUCAGUUUUUGAUGAGAACAAGAGUUGGUACAUUGAAGAGAAUAUCAACAACUACAGUAAUGAUCCUACAAAGGUCAAAAGAGAAGAUCCAGAAUUCAGCCAAUCAAAUGUUAUGCAUACAAUCAAUGGUUACGUGUAUGAAAGUGGCCAAGAACUGGGAUUUUGUCAUGGUGAAAUUGUGACGUGGCAUGUGUCCAGUGUUGGGGAACAGGAUUAUAUCCAGACCGCAACCUUUUAUGGACAUACGUUUGAGCUGAAAAACAGGGAAGAGGACAUGCUUGCUCUCUUUCCCAUGACUGGAGAAACUAUCAGUAUGAACAUGGUUAAUAUAGGUCUUUGGCUUUUAGCCUCCAUGAACUCUCACGAUUCCAAUAAAGGAAUGAGGGUGAAAUUCAAGGAUGUCGAAUGCUUCAGAGAUUACGUCAUGGAAUACGAUUAUGACAUACCCGAUAAAUUCACCGUAUUGAAACCUCAACCCAUCAAUGAAAUUUUUAAAGAAACAGCAAAGCCAACAAACCCUAAGGAGGUUGACGAAGAUACCGACUACUUUGCUGGGCUUCUUGGCAUUAGGUCGUUUAGAAACCAGAACUCGGCUGUUAAUUCAUCCAUUAAUGAAACCACAAAAGAAACAGCAAACUCAAUAAACCCCAAUGUGGACGACGGAGAAACUGAAUACUUUGCUGAUCUUCUUGGUCUGAGAACGUUAACAAAUCAGGAUGUUGAGCCGCUGGAUCUUUCGUUUCUAGAUCAUGAUGAUGGUUUCUUUCCAACUGCUGAGGAAAAGGAUAAAUCACAUAGUGCUACUUCAGCCACCUCCAAUCAGACUGUUACUCCUCAUUUAUCAGUUUAUUCGGCUGGUUUGGAUAAGUCACAUAUUUCAAUUCAAAGUAUUACGAAUGAAAGCACAGCAGAUGCAUCACAAUACAUGACCAGUUCUUUUGAUUCUGAAUCAGAGAUCAUGGCAAGCAAUGGCACAGACAGCAUUGAAUCAAAAGUAAAGCGAAACAUUGCAACAAAUGCAAUUUAUCUUCCACCAAUUGUCCGAAAUGCCUCUUUAGCAAUUUCAUCAUUCAGUUUUUAUGAAAAUGUAUCACUGGAGAUGGUGAAUGAAACAGACAGUGUUUCUACUAAUACUACUCAUCUUCCAAAUAAUCUAAAUAAUGCCUCUUUAGCAAUUUCAUCAUUCAGUCUUUAUGAAAAUGUAUCACUGGAGAUGGUGAAUGAAACAGACAGUGUUUCUACUUAUACUACUCAUCUUCCAAAUAACCUAAAUAAUGCCUCUUUAGCAAUUUCAUCAUUCAGUCUUUAUGAAAAUGUAUCACUGGAGAUGGUGAAUGAAACAGACAGUGUUUCUAGUAAUACUACUCAUCUUCCAAAUAACCUAAAUAAUGCCUCUUUAGCAAUUUCAUCAUUCAGUCUUUAUGAAAAUGUAUCACUGGAGAUGGUGAAUGAAACAGACAGUGUUUCUACUUAUACUACUCAUCUUCCAAAUAACCUAAAUAAUGCCUCUUUAGCAAUUUCAUCAUUCAGUCUUUAUGAAAAUGUAUCACUGGAGAUGGUGAAUGAAACAGACAGUGUUUUUACUAAUACCACUCAUCUUCCAAAUAAUCUGAGAAACACAACGCUGGUAGAACCAAUGAAUGAAACACACAGAGUCUACUUGAACACCAGUGAUGGUAAGAGAAACAUCACCAUAGAUGAUGGUGGCAGAUCUUUGGAUUCAACUGAAGAAAAAUUAUUCAACCUAUCCUCAGAACAUUUUAAGUUAAAUAAAACAGAUGUAAAUAGCACAGAAAUUGCAGAUGUUAAUAGUGAUGCUUCAGGCCACAUCUUCACUUACCAUGUUCCUAGUUCUGACUCUCUCUCCAACGCCUCAGAACCAGCAGAGUAUUUUCUGCUACUAGAUAAUCAGCAAACGUUGGAAAAUUCCAUGGACGAUACCUCACCUACGUUUCUCAAGAACACCACAAUAGAGCUUUUUGAGAACACUGUUGAUCCAACUGCAAACAAAACAGGCAUUGAGGAACUCGGGACCACACGGGGGAAUGAUUCCAAUGUGGUUUAUUCUCUGAUGAACUCACUUGAGAGCACUUUUUCUACACCUUACCUCAAUGUUUCCAUGCCAUCCAGAGACAGCCUUGUCAGACCGAACACAACUUCAUCAAAAAUUCAUGAAAUGUUGGAAUCUACUAGUGAAAUUCUCAAUAAUGCAUCAUUGCUCUUCCAGGUAGACAAUAUGAAUAUUUCCGUCAAUGUUUCAUAUACGAACAGCUCAGAAAGUAUUACUGAAGAUAGUUUCGAAGAAGUGGUCAUCUAUCUGAAAAACAACCACAGUGAGGCUUUACUCAGCUCUCCACUCAACCCAGAUGAAGAACACUGGGGUUAUGAGAGCACACAUAAACUGGUUCCUAUGGAAAUCCCUGAUCAUGUAAAGAAAUACAUCACAGAUGAGCCGGAAGCAACAACAAAUAUUGAAGCCCAAAAUCCAAAAAAGAAAAAAAAGGUAGUUCACAAGCCAGUGAAGCCCAGAAAGGGUCAUGCCAUGAAGACAAAGAAGAGGAAAGAGUAUAAGCCACAAGCCCUUUCUGAGAUGUCUUCAUUGGGUCCGUCUCCACGAGGAUUUGGACCUGCCGUUUUCAGUCCAAGGGGAACCAGACCUGUUUCAAGUGAGGAGGACCUGUUGAGCAAGCCCAUUGUCAUAGGAGUGCCAAGACGGGAAUUCAACGAUUAUGAAUUAUAUGUUCCAAAAGAAGAGCAAGAAAAUGAAGUUGGUUUUCCUGAAAAGACAGAAGAAUAUGAAUUUGUGGAGUACAUGGAUCCUUAUAGGAAAUCGGUAAAUUUUCAGAACACGCUGUUUGAUACGACAUCUCAGCAUUUCUUAAAGAAGGCUGAGGACAAGGAUACCAGGACCUAUUAUAUCGCAGCAGAGGAGGAGGAAUGGGAUUAUGCUGGCUAUGGCCAAAGGAGGCUUUAUAAAUCAAAUCUAAAUGAGAGGCCCAUGUCUUUUAAAAAAGUGGUGUUCAGGAAGUACUUGGACAUCACUUUCAGCAUCCGCGACAUCCGGGGAGAAAUGGACGAACAUUUGGGUAUUCUGGGUCCGGUCAUUAAAGCUGAAGUUGAUCAGACUAUUAUGAUAUUUUUCAGGAACCGUGCAAGUCGUCCAUACUCUAUGCAUGCAAAUGGAGUGACAUAUCUAAAACAAAUGGAAGGUCUGGGUUACGACGAUCAGUCGCCUUACUGGUACAAGCUAGACGAUGCAGUUCAACCCAACAGCUCUUUUGUCUACAUGUGGACUAUAAAUCCCAAAUCUGGACCACAAAACAAUGAAUCUGACUGUCGAACAUGGACAUACUACUCUGGAGUAAACCCUGAGAGAGAUAUCAACUCUGGGCUGAUUGGACCUCUUCUUAUCUGUAGAAAGGGAACAUUGGUUAAACCAGCUAUGGAUAGAAGAGAGUUUGUCCUUCUCUUUAUGACCUUUAAUGAGAACAAUAGCUGGUACUACGAGGAGAACCAGGCGAGAAUCGAGAGGAAAAACAAAAGAACAGCCCUGGAUCCAAACUUCCAUGACAAUUUAAAAUUUGACGCCAUCAAUGGUAUUAUCUACAGCCUCAAAGGACUCCGGAUGUACACCAAUCAGGUAGCCAAGUGGCACCUCAUCAACAUGGGCUCCCCUAAAGACCUCCACAGUGUCCACUUUCAUGGUCAAACGUUCAUAAAUAAGGAAUUAAGGGACUACCGUCAGGGUGUUUACCCACUUUUACCAGGUGGAUUUGCUACACUAGAGAUGUUGCCCUCAAAGCCUGGUCUCUGGCAGCUGGAGUCUGAGGUCGGACUCUCGCAGGAGAGAGGAAUGCAGACGCUAUUUCUUGUGUUAGAUAACGUCUGUGAUCACCCACUCGGUCUCAUCUCUGGUACUGUGAAAGACAAACAGAUUACAGCAUCUGACCACACAGGACAAUGGUAUCCUCACUUGGCUAGACUACGUAACACAGGGAUAUACAAUGCAUGGAGUACAACAAAGACGGCACAGUAUAUUCAGGUGGACUUCCAGAGGCCGGUGGUGAUCAGUAAAGUCGCCACGCAAGGAGCCAAGCAUUUCAUGAUUUCGAACUUUGUGCUUAACUACACCAUUUCCUACAGCACAGACAAAAAUAAGUGGUUCUUCUAUAAGGGGGACAGCGAUGCUGUCAGAAAGAUUUUUGAAGGAAACAACGAGGCUCAUGUGGAGAAGGAGAAUAUAUUUUUCCCACCUUUGAUUGGUCGAUAUGUGAGGCUGCAUCCUUUACAAUCGUACAACAGUCCAACUGUUCGUUUGGAGUACUUCGGCUGUGAGCUUGAUGGUUGCUCUGUGCCAAUUGGAAUGCAAAGUGGCAUUAUUAAAGACAAUCAGAUCACGGCAAGUUCUGUGGCUUCAAGUUGGCACUCAGGACCGUGGCAUCCCUGGUACGCACGCUUGAAUAAACAAGGAACCAUUAAUGCCUGGCAAGCCAAGAAUAAUGACAUGCAGCAAUGGAUCCAAGUGACACUCCCGGUUGUGAAGAAGAUAACUGGGAUUAUAACACAGGGGGCCAAAUCAUUCAGGACAGAGAUGUUUGUGGAGGAAUUUACUCUAGAGUACAGUGAUGAUGGCAGGAGAUGGACAAAGUACACUGAUGAUAAGGAUUAUGCGCAAACGACUUUUAAAGGCAACACCAACAACAAUGGCCAGGUGAAAAACUACAUCUUCCCACCGAUAUUUUCCAGAUUCAUCCGGGUUGUUCCCAAACAAUGGAAGAGCUCUAUCACUAUGAGGAUUGAACUGCUUGGCUGUGAUGAAUAAAUACUGUGUCCUCUUUCACUGAAAUUACAAUAUUUUAUAUUUCGUUUGCGUGGAUCAACUUUAUUAAAUACAUUUAUUUUAAAUGUCAUACAUGAACGUAUAACUGUACUCAGAGUUAAAAUGGUUUUACACGAGUUAUAAGGGAUUUUAUAAAAGCGCGACACCUAGUGUUUGUAACGUGUAUGUCAACCCAGUCAAAUAUUUUUAAACGUAAUGUAAAGCGUCAAUCCUUUUCAAAUGUGUCGCUCACAUUGAGCAAACCAAUGAGAGUUGAUAUCUUGAUAUAAAUAAAAUAAAUCUAAAUAUCUAAGUUA
Triplophysa dalaica is the source of this 6865-nucleotide messenger RNA. RefSeq names its product coagulation factor V (gene f5). The transcript has 25 exons. Gene Ontology annotation, molecular function: oxidoreductase activity; copper ion binding. Lineage: Eukaryota; Metazoa; Chordata; Actinopteri; Cypriniformes; Nemacheilidae. The record is from RefSeq and is a predicted model, not a curated record. Bases 99 to 6551 code for a protein of 2150 amino acids.